This is a messenger RNA of Onthophagus taurus, 806 nucleotides long. RefSeq names its product keratin, type I cytoskeletal 9-like. Lineage: Eukaryota; Metazoa; Arthropoda; Insecta; Coleoptera; Scarabaeidae. The record is from RefSeq and is a predicted model, not a curated record.
CCCUUUGAGUUUAUUAUCACACAGUGGUGUUUUCUUGUAUAGGAAUCAACAUGAAUCUUAUUGUGGUUGUUGGAGUACUUUUCCUUGUUUCUGGACAUGCUUCUUCUGAAGAUAUUCCAGAAAAGAAGGUUGUAAAGCGUGGUGUAAUCGAUUCUGGUUACGGAGGACUUGGAACAGCAUCUUCGGGAACAUAUUCUGGAGGAUAUAGUGGAGGAUAUGGUGGCAGUUAUGCUGGAGGAUAUGGUGGAAACACCGGAGGAUAUGGUUUAGCAGCUGGAGGAUAUGGUGGGGGAAGUAGUGGAGGAUAUGGUGGGGGAAGUACAGGAGGAUAUGGGCAUGGAGCAACUUUAAACACAGUUACUCAAACAGUCCACGUUCCAGUUCCAGUUCCACAACCUUACACCGUAACAAGAACCUUCCCAGUUCCUCAACCCUACCCAGUUCACGUCCCAGUACCGCGCCCAGUUCAAGUACCUAUCCCUGUACCACAACCUGUGGAUGUACCAAGACCAGUUCCUGUACCAGUAACGAGAACUGUACCAGUACCAGUACCACAACCUGUUCAUGUACCUGUUCAAGUACCCGUUCAUGUACCAGUACCACAACCUUACCCUGUGAGUGUACCACAACCAGUUCCGGUUAGAGUACCACAUCCGGUUGUGGUGCCAGUACCUCAACCUGUACAUAUUACACAUGGAGGAGUAGGAGGAGGAUAUGGAUCACAUUAAAAAAAGAAGAAUGAUUUUUUCUUAAUAACGCAUGUGUCUUUAUAUUUUUUAAAUGUGUAAUAAAUAACGUUAAAUAAG